CCGUCACUAGGCAACGGGAAUAACAGAGGCCCCCUGAGAGCGCCUGCGCGGCAGUCAGUUGUGGGGCGGGGGCGUUUGGUCAGGAAAACUAAGUCCUGGGGUUUCCCCUGAACUGGAGCGGUCAGCGAGAGCCUCAGGCUUCAAUCCAAGCCCUUGAAUGGCUGGUCUCCAGCUGGCGCCAACUCUGCCUGUGGGCGUUAUCUUGCCAUACAAUAAAACGGAAGCUUCAGGGCUCUGCUCAGCUAAUCAAGACCCUUACGAAAAGGGUGAUUCUUCCCAGCGGACCCCAAUGGGGCACCUGAGAAAAAAUUUCCAGCAGAAGCUUUUAACCAACAAAGAGCUGAUGCUGGAUAACCUCUACACUCACCCCAAAUGGAACACAAAAGCCCGGAGCUACUCCUAUCCCUGCUGUGCUGGAAUUAGCCAGCAAGAUUCAAGAAGCAAUCCCCAGGGCCAAGCAAAGGGUUUGUUUUACUCAUCAGGCCCUCAAUUCCGGUAUCCCAAAGCCAGUAAUCAGGAGUUCAUCCCCUUUACAAAAAAGCAAGUUGGAGUGGACCGGGCAUACCCAUUGAAACCCGUGUUCCAUAGGAAGCCUCACAGUCCAGGCGAGGCUGGCACUGAUGUGGACCAGAAUGUCUCUCCAAGAUCUCCUCAGCCAAGAGAGUUUUCAUACAGCAGCUUUGGUUCGAGGAACUGGGUGAAUUCAUCUGUGGUUAGUACUGAUGCUGCCCCACAGGAAGAGAGGGCUGUGGUGCAGCCCAGCAGCACUGAGUGGAUGCAGAUCCAAAGACUAAAAGCUGCAGGGGAGAGCUUAGGGGAGGAGAUCCGAAGAAAAGAGACCCUUUUGAAGGCAAAGCUGAAGAAGACAGAGGAGGAACUGAGAAGGAUCCAGAAGGAAAAAGAACAGACUGAGGAAAAUGAAAAAAGAGAGCUACAGAGAAUGAUACUCCCCAGAAGGAGACUUAAAGGUCAUAGCAACCCCAUGUACAAACCCGUCUGCUCCCUGGAAUCCAGGUCUGAGAAGGUCUUUAGUAGAGACAGGGCAGAAGAUGAAACCUGGGGACAGUCUCACAAAAAUUUGAGUCCAUUCCAGUUCUCUAGUCAUGGAAUUCAGAAGCUUAAAAGGGAAAGACUUAUAGCAAGCAAUAAUAAAAUCCGAGACCAUGUCUCAGGGCCAUUGAAAGAGAAGUUUUCUCAGCCUUCAGAGGCACAAGGCAGUGCUUUGCAGAGAUCUACCAACAAUUCUGGUUUGUCUAGGGCCCCAGACUCCUCAGAUUCCGGCCAUUCCACUGAUGAGCCAGAACUUGGCCAGUGCAGCCACUGUGGACGCAAGUUUCUCUUGCUCAGGCUGGAGAGACACUCCAGCAUCUGCAGCAGGAUGCAGAGUUCCAAGAGGAAAGUGUUUGACUCCUCCAGGGCCCGGGCUAAGGGCACAGAACUAGAGCAGUACUUGAACUGGAAGGGACCAGCCUCUGUCAAGGCUGAACUUCCUCGGAAGAGCAACUGGAGACAGAAGCAUGAAUCUUUCAUCCAUUCCCUCCGUCAGAGUCGAGAGGUCCAGCAGGUAAUUGCCAAAGGUGGACACCCUUCAGACUUGCCUCCCAUCCUGCCUGCAGAAAAUCCAGAUUAUAUUCAGUGCCCUCACUGUAGCCGCCACUUUGCUCCCAAGGUGGCUGAAUGGCACAUUCCCAAGUGUAAGACCAUCAAGAACCGUCCUCCACCUCCAAGGAAGUAUUACGAUUGAGCAUUCAACAGCAGAAACCUUGAUAGUCUGGGAGGCUCUGGUUCUCUUCAGCACUAAAUGGAAAUAAUUUGAUGCAAGUGGAAGUAAAACUUUUACAUUCUCCAGAUCUGCCUACAGAGAUGAAAUCAGUGAGGAGAGACCCAUUGCUAAGCAGCAGGAGGCAGAUGGAAGCCUCAGCUUCCCAAUCAAUUACCACUUCAGGUUGGCAUGCCUUUUGUUAUUGCCCUAAGAAGUGAUGGGUGAAGACACUUAAAGUGAGCAAGCUACAUUAAAGCUCUCUUCUCACGAGCCUGACUUGUGGUCUGUGCUAGUUAAGUGCCUUCCUGCCACUGCCUCUGCCUGUAUGCCUGUGGUUCCUGUUAACCCUUCUUACUCUUGCAAAGAAGUUGGCUCAUUAGGGUGAGUUGGUGUCAAGAUCAAGGUCACCCAGAUGGUAUCUCUUAUAAAAGAAAAUAUGAUUUUGCUGUAAGGCAAACUGUCCUUCACCUCCCUUGUGCAUGGUCCUGGCCAAAAACCAAUGUAAGUAUGUAAGGUUAGGGCACCAGUGUAUCUUAAACCCUCCUUGUGGUGUGCUAUAUAAUAAAGGGAACCUCAUCUUUAUGUACUUUACAGGGGGAAACACACCAUCUCUCUGCAGUUGUUCUUUUCUAAUGGAUUUCACAUGCCAAAACAGAACAAAACAACUUCAGCUUCAGCUAUUCCUAGCACUCUGCUUUCAGAUCAGGUUGGUUGGAUGGCUUUUUAAAUGAGGCAGCAAAAUCUACUAUCAAAGCAAGCUUGGGACACUGCAGUGUCACAUCCCUGCUGAUGAUGCCACAGUAAGCUUCUGUUUUAGAAAGUAAUUUUGAUGGAAAAGAUGCCCUAUCUUUUAGUUUCUCUGUGCAGAUUUGUGGCUACUCCAAGUACCUUCAUAAUUAGGCCCUCAAUAAAUGGGGUUUGGGACUUAAAAUUAAUGAGUGAGUCCUAGACGUGUUAAGUGAGAGAAGGUUUACGGUUAUUGUCAGGGUAUAUCAGUGCAGACAGGAUGAAGCUAGCACAACAGAUAUGAAAUAUUGUGGGACUGCUGUCCUGAGAGCAUCACUCAGAUUGUGUUUUAAUAUACUGGAGAAAAACCACCCAACCUGACCUGGGCAAAGGGGACUGUGGAAGACAACAAAACAGAAAUAUUUGACCAAGUAACAAAUGGCCACUCACUCUUGAUCCAUUUCCGCUGCAGCUUCUGCUGUGUGGCUGGGCUAACAGAUCAGACCACUUUGAAAUGUGAGUUUAAGGCUUUAUAUGUGAAGCUGCAGAAUGCUAGGCUGAAAAAAAAUUAUAUUAAAAAGUUUAUAUUAGAUUACUUUAUGCUCUUCUUAAUAUUACAAAGAAAACGAAGUAUCACAUGAUGGUGUUUUGGCUGGCCACUUAAAGUAACCUCACAUACAGACACUGGAUAGUUAACCCAAUUUGUAUACCCCACCCCCCACCCUCCAGGCAAGUUUAGUGAGGUGCACACUUUAAGGUUCCCACUUGAUGGUAAAAGUGAUAGCAAGAAUGAGGUAUGGCCAAGGUCACAGUGGUAGCCUGUGGGCUGCUUUGUACUCCGUAUCUUUGACUGGCACAGCAUUAAAAAUAUUUGACAUUUAAAUACUGGGAUAUGUAGGAACCCUUGAAACACUGCAAGUUCUGGAAACACCAGUUUUAACACUGAGUGGGUUUGAGAAUCAGUUGCUCCUUCAGAUGGGUCAGAGCACUGACCACCAGUUCCACCUGGCAUGCUUCACUUGUUUGCCCAUCUGCCUAGCCCCCCAGGCCUUUGGGUUUGGGAUCCCUGGAUGAUGUUAUUAAGGUCACAGAUCAGGGCCCUCUAGGAAGAACAAAUGUGUGUGGAGGGAGUGCUUUCUAGAGACACAGGAAGCAAUUAUUCAUUCUUAUGUUGCUAGAAAAAUAAAUAGUCGUCAAUUGUCUUACUGUUCCCUUCAAUCUCAACAUUAGUUAGGCCUUGAUUGUACUAGGAAUCUCUAUUAGUCUUUUAAAUUUAGUUUGUUAUGAUUUUGGAGUGAUGCUUUUUUCUAUCUAGUCUCUUCCUGGUUAAGAGAGGAUGAUAAUGAAUAAAUAAAUGCUGUUUGUUAGUGUC
Molecule: messenger RNA, 3860 nt
Organism: Manis javanica (Malayan pangolin)
Lineage: Eukaryota; Metazoa; Chordata; Mammalia; Pholidota; Manidae
Gene: ZC2HC1C
Product: zinc finger C2HC-type containing 1C
Source: RefSeq, a predicted model, not a curated record